Messenger RNA from Fundulus heteroclitus (mummichog), 1888 nucleotides. RefSeq names its product dolichyl-diphosphooligosaccharide--protein glycosyltransferase subunit (non-catalytic) (gene ddost). Bases 33 to 1433 code for a protein of 466 amino acids. The transcript is spliced from 11 exons. Lineage: Eukaryota; Metazoa; Chordata; Actinopteri; Cyprinodontiformes; Fundulidae. The record is from RefSeq and is a predicted model, not a curated record. Gene Ontology annotation, cellular component: endoplasmic reticulum membrane; oligosaccharyltransferase complex.
CCGCUAACGCUGACGUCGACUUGUGCAGCAAAAUGGCGUCGUCGACGGCGGUGAGGCAGGCGGACCGGUUCGGUUCUUUGCUAUUUUCUCCAAAGCGAACCGGAAUGAAGACGAGGCGGCGGUGGACGCUGCUGGACUGCAGCGUCCUGCUGCUGCUGUCGUUAGCCUCCAUGCUGCACUGCGCUGCGGCGGACGGCAAAACGCUGGUGCUGCUGGACAACCUCAACAUCAAAGACACCCAUUCAAUCUUCUUCCGCAGUCUGGCAGAUCGUGGAUUUGACCUCUCGUUCAAGACCGCCGAUGAUCCCUCCCUGUCCUUGAUCAAAUACGGGCAGUUCCUCUACGACCAUCUAAUCAUCUUUGCGCCGUCGGUUGAAGACUUUGGUGGAAAUAUAAACUUGGAGACUAUAACGUCCUUCAUUGAUGGCGGAGGCAACGUCCUGGUUGCUGCAAGUUCAGAUAUCGGUGACCCUUUGAGGGAGUUGGGUAGCGAGUGUGGCAUUGAGUUUGAUGAGGAAAAGACCGCCGUCAUUGACCACCACAACUAUGACAUUUCCGACCCUGGAGAGCACACCCUGAUCGUUGCUGACCCAGAGAACCUGCUUAAAGCGCCCACUAUUGUUGGCAAACCCACCAACAAACCUGUUCUGUUCAAGGGUGUUGGCAUGGUUGCUGACCCAGACAACCCGCUUGUCCUGGACAUCCUUACUGGUUCUUCAACCUCCUACUCCUAUUUCCCUGACAGACCCAUCUCUCAGUACCCCCAUGCUGUCGGGAAGAACACCCUGCUGAUUGCUGGGCUGCAGGCCCGAAACAACGCCAGAGUGGUUUUUAGCGGGUCCCUGGACUUCUUCAGCGACGCUUUCUUCAACUCUGCUGUCCAAAAAGCCAGGCCAGGUUCUCAAAGGCAUGAGCAAACGGGGAACAUGGAGCUGGCUGUGGCUCUGUCCCGCUGGGUGUUUAAGGAGGCAGGAGUGCUCAGAGUGGGCGCGGUCAGUCAUCAUCCUGUGGGAGAGACGGCUCCUCCUGCAGCGUACACGGUCACGGACCUCGUGGAGUACAGCAUCGUCAUUGAGAUGUUGUCAGAGGGCCGCUGGGUCCCCUUUGACGGAGAUGACAUUCAGUUUGAGUUUGUGAGGAUCGAUCCCUUUGUCAGAACUUACCUCAAGAAAAACGGAGGUAAAUACAGGGUUCAGUUCAAAUUGCCGGACGUGUAUGGAGUCUUCCAGUUCAAGGUGGACUACAACCGGCUGGGUUACACGCAUCUCUACUCAUCCACUCAGGUUUCAGUCCGCCCCCUGCAGCACACUCAGUACGAACGCUUCAUUCCCUCAGCCUUCCCGUACUACGCCAGCGCCUUCUCCAUGAUGGCAGGACUCUUUGUCUUCAGUGUAGUCUUCCUGCACAUGAAAGAGAAGGAAAAGUCAGACUAAAGCACAGAGAACAUUGGGCAUGGGACAACAAAAAGUGUGAAACUUAAAUUGUGGUGGGAGGAAUUGAAAGUAAAUGUCAAAGUGGCUCAAACUUGUCAUUUUGAGAUGUGGACUGUUCAUAUUCUGUUAUUAAGGGUAUGUGACUAGUUUGUGGGUCACAUUGGGGUACCGACUGCAAUUGAAUGCAGUAUUUCUUUUUGUUUUUGUUUUUUCCAAAUAAGCCUCUUUAAAAUCCCUGAAAGCCCCGUAUGCUGUGAAGUUUCUGUAUAGUUGCCUCACAUCUGGUUAAAAUCUAAGAUGCAGCAUUUGCAAAUGAUGUUGAAAUCCUAAAUUGUUCCCUGAAAAUGCUUUUGUGUUUCAAACAUGCACUGAUUAUGCCAACCGUUCUUUUGUUUUUAAAAGAAACUUUUGAAAAAGCUGCAGGCCUCUUUGAAAUAAAAUCACAUUCCACUGGG